This is a messenger RNA of Sceloporus undulatus (fence lizard), 1797 nucleotides long. RefSeq names its product prohibitin (gene PHB1). The transcript has 7 exons. Gene Ontology annotation, biological process: mitochondrion organization. The record is from RefSeq and is a predicted model, not a curated record. Lineage: Eukaryota; Metazoa; Chordata; Lepidosauria; Squamata; Phrynosomatidae. Gene Ontology annotation, cellular component: membrane; mitochondrion. Bases 143 to 961 code for a protein of 272 amino acids.
AGGCUUUGCGCGAGGCGUCGCGGGCGCAUAGAUUGUGCGUCACCGUAGCGGACCCAGGUGGUCUGGCUGGGAAUUCAUGUGGAGGUCAGCGCUGCUGCCGCCCGAGGAGGUGUGACACGGAAGCAGGCUUGAAGCUGACCUGAUGGCUGCCAAGAUCUUUGAGACUGUUGGUAAACUUGGCCUUGGCCUGGCACUUGCUGGUGGGGUUGUCAACUCUGCUCUUUAUAAUGUGGAUGCAGGCCAUAGGGCUGUCAUCUUUGACAGAUUCCGAGGUGUUCAGGACAUAGUGGUGGGAGAAGGUACCCAUUUUCUCAUCCCUUGGGUCCAGAAGCCAAUCAUAUUCGACUGCCGCUCUCGACCACGUAAUGUUCCUGUAAUCACUGGGAGUAAAGAUUUACAGAAUGUGAACAUCACAUUGCGAAUCUUGUUCAGGCCAGUGACUCUUCAGCUUCCCCGAAUUUUUACCACUAUUGGCGAGGACUAUGAUGAGCGAGUGUUGCCUUCUAUUACAACAGAGAUCCUGAAAUCUGUAGUGGCUCGUUUUGAUGCUGGUGAGUUAAUCACCCAGAGAGAGCUAGUUUCACGUCAAGUAAGUGAAGACCUUACAGAAAGAGCAGCAACGUUUGGACUCAUCCUGGAUGACGUUUCCUUGACACAUCUGACAUUCGGGAAAGAGUUCACAGAAGCAGUAGAAAUGAAGCAGGUAGCCCAGCAAGAGGCAGAAAGGGCCAGAUUCAUAGUGGAAAAGGCAGAGCAGCAGAAGAAAGCAGCUGUUAUCUCAGCUGAGGGGGAUUCAAAAGCAGCUGAGCUGAUUGCCACUUCUCUGGCUACUGCAGGCGAUGGCCUCAUUGAACUACGCAAACUUGAGGCAGCUGAAGACAUUGCGUAUCAGCUCUCGAGGUCCCGCAACAUCACCUAUCUACCCUCAGGACAGUCAGUGUUGCUUCAGCUACCCCAAUGAGCAUCCUCUCUUUCGCCAGGCCUAUCUUUUUCUACAGUUCCCUUGAAAAUAAGAGAUUCUAGCCAAGAAUAAUCACUGAGGUUUCCCCAUUUGGGGUUAAACAUACAAGAAAUUGAAAUGGAUUGAAAUUCCUUAAUAAAGGCAAUCACGCUUCCUUUUCUUCCCCUAGAACAUUAUUUUUUGUUGAUCAAUAUGCAGACCAAAAGCUGUAAAAGACUAGGGAGUUGCAUGCUUUUGUUCUGGCUAAUUUAACCUAAAAAGAUCCUCUGGAUGAAACUUUAAUUUUUACAAGAUCGUACCAUAUUACUUCAUUUUAGACUAAUGAAGAUCCAUAUGGUCAGCAUUAACCCAGCUUUGUUUUGAAAAAAGAAAGAAGCAGUCCUUUUUUCAACCCUUUCUUUGCUGUAAAUCCAAUGCCAUGCAGAGGUUUAUCAGUAUGAGAAACUAUCUCCACCAAAUUUCCACCUCUGCAGUAAUGCAGAUGUUGAUCUGCAAUAGGACAUGAUGGUUUUUGAAGACAGAAUGUUUCUAUAUGGAGCUAAAACAUACGUAAAUCUCUGUAUUUCUGUCCUCCUCUGUGACUAUCUAUAGCUGAGGUUACCUGUCCUCAAACAGAGAAAAGACUGCUCUUUUAAACAGCAGGUCUCUAUUUCACAUUCUCAUCCCAAGAGGAGUAUGACAGGUUUCUUCCACUGAUCAGCUGGUGUUAACAGCAUUAACUAGUGGGAUCUUUCAGUUACAGUACUUCUGAAGAAGUUCACUUAGCAGUGGCACUGCAAGAUGAGAUUGUAUUAACCAACCUUUAACAAAUGAACAAAUAAAAUUGUCCCUUCUUA